UCCGCCUCCUCAUUCGUCUAAUCUUGGACUGCAGGGAAGCGCUUUGAGAGAGCCCCCGGGUCUACUCGGAAAGUAAAGGAUGCGAGCAUGCGCUGAACCACAGUUCUGUACACUCUCCCAAGAUCCACAGAAAAUGAACACACCUCAGGCAACAGUGUCAUUCAAGGACGUGACUGUGGAGUUUACCCAGGAGGAGUGGCGACAGAUGGACUCUGCUCAGAGGACCCUGUACAGAGAUGUGAUGCUGGAGAACUAUAGCCACCUCGUCUCAGUGGGGUACUGCUUUGCAAAACCAGAACUGAUCUUCACAUUGGAACAAGGAGAGGACCCAUGGUUAUUAAAGAAAGAAUUUCUACGAAAGAGCUCCCCAGAAGACUCCCAACCUAAUCAACAUUCAGAGAAGAGCCUAGAAGACCAAGGCAAAUAUUUGUGGCAAGUUUUGUUCACCAACAAAUCAUUGACUACAGCAGAACCAUGUAAUCUGGACAUAAACAUUUUACCUGCAAGAACAAUGCCCUAUAAAUUUGAUACUACAGGGCCUACCUACCUGCAUCUCAGCUCAUUGGCCCCACACUAUCAAUAUUCAAGAAAGAAGGCUCAUGAGCUUACUGAGAAAUGGCUUCUUAGUAUUAAGGAGAGCAGAACUAAUACUAGCCAGAAAUCACUUGUCUAUAGUAAAAAUGUGAAAUCCUUCAGUCAUAAAGAGAAAGUCAUUCAGCAUCAGGCAAUUCAGACUUUGCAGCAAGCUUCUGAGUACAACGAAUGUGAAAAAGCUUUCCUUGAACAGACUGCUCUCAUUGCAUCUGAAAGUAUCCACCCAAAAGUGAAAUCUUGUAAAUUCAGUAAAUUUGGGGUAAAACAAUGUGAUAAAUCAACUUUUAUAGUCUCUCAUAGCCAUAAUCCAGAAGAGAAGAGUCAUUGCGAAUUUAAUGAAUAUGAAUGUGCCAAAAACAGAAAUAAUUUCAGUAGGAUCAUGCAAAGAACUGACACAGAAGGGAAACCUUUCAGCCAAAAAUCACAAAGAGAACAUCAGAAAAUUCAUAUAGGAGUGAAACCCUUUGAAUAUGGAAAGAAUUUCAUCCAUAAUCCAGCCCCCCCAGUGCAUCAGAGAACUCACACAACAGACAAAUCCUCUGAUUAUGACACAUGUACAGAGACAUUAGGUUGCCAGUCAGCUUUCAACAUACAUCAGAGAACUCACAUAACACUGAAACCCUAUGAAUGUAAUGAAUGUGGAAAACCCUGUACUAUGAAUUCAUUCCUGAUUCAGCCUCUGGAAAGUCACACAGGGGAUAAAACCUACGAAUGUCAUGCAUGUGGGAAAGCUUUCAGUGAGAAAUCACGCCUAAGAAAACAUCAAAGAACUCACACAGGAGAGAAACCCUAUAAAUGUGAUGGUUGUGAGAAGUCUUUCAGUGCAAAGUCAGGUCUAAGAAUACAUCAGAGAACUCACACAGGGGAGAAACCCUAUGAGUGUAAUGAAUGUGGGAAGUCUUUCAACUAUAAGUCAAUCCUCAUAGUACAUCAGAGAACUCACACAGGGGAGAAACCCUUUGAAUGUAAUGAAUGUGGAAAAGCAUUCAGCCACAUGUCAGGCCUAAGAAAUCAUCGGAGAACUCACACAGGGGAAAGACCGUAUAAAUGUGAUGAAUGUGGGAAAGCUUUCAAAUUGAAGUCAGGUCUAAGAAAACAUCAUAGAACUCACACAGGGGAGAAGCCCUAUAAAUGCAAUCAGUGUGGGAAAGCUUUUGGUCAGAAAUCACAACUCAGAGGACAUCAUAGAAUUCACACAGGGGAGAAACCCUAUAAAUGUAAUCAUUGUGGGGAAGCUUUCAGCCAGAAAUCAAAUCUUAGAGUGCAUCACAGAACUCACACAGGGGAGAAACCCUAUAAAUGUGAUGAGUGUGGAAAAACUUUCAGGCAAAAAUCAAAUCUCAGAGGACAUCAGAGAACUCACACAGGGGAAAAACCCUAUGAAUGUAAUGAAUGUGGAAAAGCUUUCAGUGAAAAGUCAGUCCUAAGAAAACAUCAGAGAACUCACACAGGAGAGAAACCCUAUAAUUGUAAUCACUGUGGAGAAGCUUUCAGCCAGAAAUCAAACCUCAGAGUACAUCAGAGAACUCACACAGGGGAGAAACCCUAUAAAUGUGAUAAAUGUGGGAAAACUUUCAGCCAGAAAUCCAGCCUUAGAGAACAUCAGAAAGCCCACACAGGGAGUUGAACAUCUGAACAUAAAGAAUAUGGAAAAACGUUGAGCCAGAAAUCAAAUCUCACAAUAUAAAAGAGAAAGAGAACCCUGUGAAUAGAAUAAACUAUUGCAAGUUCCUCUGCAAGAUACCAGUCUUCACAAACAUCAGAGAACGUACACAGGAGAGAAAUUCUGGGAAUAUAUUUUAUAUAGGCAGUCUUUCAUACAAAGUGCAGUCCUCAUUAUGGAUCAGAGAACUCACCCACCAAAGAAAUGAAAUUACAGAGAGAAUGAACAUAAGAAAUACUCUGUACUCAAUCCUCAGAAAACUCACACUGCAGAAAAGGUCUGGGAAUGUAAUAAAAUGUGAAAACUCUGUGUCAAUUAUCAAAAUUUACUCAUCAUCAGAUAAAUGAUACAAUAAGAAAACUGAGAAUGUAAUAAGUGUUUGAUAACUUUUAGCCAAAAGCCACCUUUCUCAGUACAACAGAAAAUGCGUAAAGGUUAUAGACCUCACACUAUUUCAACACAAACAAAAAAUGAGGUAAUGGAUGUGGGGAAUUUUUCUAUUAUAAAUCAGCCCUCAAUUUGACUUACACAGAAGUAAUCCCCAUAUGCCAUAUAAUGGCUAUUAAUUGUUCACCAAUAACCAUUUCCUCUUUUCCCUCAUGCCACACCUAGUCUAAAUUUCUCAACCAGUGUCAUCCAAAUGGUGUCAUAUUAAUAACUUCUGGUUAGGAUUUGGGUGCCAAUGACCAGUCUCAUUUAAUACAUUCCUCGAAUUAAUGUUUUCUCCUGUCCCUUAUUAGAAUGGAGUGGAGAUUUCUCCCAGUGAAACCGUGGGGCUCAUGCACUGAAGAUGGGAAAGUACAAGAUGGAAGGAAACAGGGUAAAGAGUGACUGGAAUGGAGUUUUUUCCUCCAUGUAACCAGUCUUUUUGAAGCAAGGAUAUAAAUUUGUUACUGAGUUUCUACAGGCUUGAGUAUACUCUAUACUGACAUAUACUCACCAAACCCUCAACUAAUAAAGCCUAUGAAUAUGAUUUCUGUGGAUAUCUGAACUCAACAUAUAUCAGAAACCCGACACAGGAGAAACCCCUGACAAUAUCCUGAAUGACCAUAGUUUUUAUCCACAACUCCUCCUCAUCAAUCAGGUAAAUAUCAGUGGAAGAAACUCAACAUUUCAACAUAUGUAGGAAAUCCUUUACCAAAAAAUAAUAUCUCAUCAAAUAUCUGAUAAUUGAAUUGUAAACAUAUGAAAGUUUUCCAACACGUUGUCAAAUUUUAAUCUUUCUCAGAAUGUGUUACAGGGGGAGAAUCUAUCAAUUUGAGAAAGGUAAGUAAUAGCAUCUACUUAGAAAUUGUUUCAUAGAACUAUUGUUACAUAUGAAUUAUGAAAACAGUUAAACAUAACAAUAUUGAUAAUGUAGACAUUCACUGGAAUAAGAAGCUUUAAAAAGAAAUAAAAAAUAAGUUGCUUAAACUGAACAGCGUUGAAUAUAUGUGAAUAUUUUCUGAUUCCUCUAUUUUUUAUCUAUGUGUGUUUGUAUAUGUGCAUGCCACUUACCAGGUAUUUAUAAGUAUACUGGAACCCAACAUCAUUAUAAUAGAAUUAUGUACCCCUUGCUCAGUAACUGUUCUGACAUCAGCUACAUUUUACCACAUGUAGAUUAAUAAGUCUUUUACAGGAAAUAUCUGAAUGGACAGAAUCCCAUACUAUAUUUCAUUUCUCCUGCUGCUUUCUCACAUGUGCAUCUAGGGAAGGAUAUUGUUACUAAACAGUUUUCAAAGAAGCCAAACAGUGUUUUCUGUGUACUUUUGUAUUACCUCAGGGUUGCCAUGCUAAAACAUGGAAAGAGCCUAGAUGUCCUUCAAGA
Messenger RNA from Lontra canadensis (Northern American river otter), 4064 nucleotides. It is a transcript of the gene ZNF782, whose product is annotated as zinc finger protein 782. Gene Ontology annotation, molecular function: DNA-binding transcription repressor activity, RNA polymerase II-specific. Gene Ontology annotation, biological process: negative regulation of transcription by RNA polymerase II. Lineage: Eukaryota; Metazoa; Chordata; Mammalia; Carnivora; Mustelidae. Bases 80 to 2221 code for a protein of 713 amino acids. The record is from RefSeq and is a predicted model, not a curated record. The transcript is spliced from 5 exons.